UUUUCAUAUCAAAAUCUCAACAGAGAUCUAUCCUGGAACUUUCCUGUAUCAUGAUUUUCCUCCAAUCUUGUGCUGAGUGGAGAAGAGCCUGAACCCAACAUCUCUGUUUUUAAAAUAAAAGAUUUGUUGCAGUACCUUUGGAUGAGCAGUCAGUUCUUUCAGUUACUUGAUACCUUACCUCAUACUUGUUGAGUCACUUCCUUCCAAUGUUUUAAUCACUUUCUCCUUGAUUGCCCUUAUUCCUUAUAUGGCUUCUUAUAUCUUGCUUUGGCAUGUGAGUGUGCUGUUCAUAUGCUCCGAUUUGCCUUUUCUUGUGACUUUUGAAUCCCAAAUUGCCUGUCAAACACCUUGAUGAACAAAUGUGAUCCUGUCUUGACAUGUAAACUUAACCUAGCAACUCUGUAGAUUCUCUCAUAUUUUCACAACCACUCCUUUGCCUUCUCUUUUAUGUUGAACUUUCACUUCUUGUCCUUAAUUGUCCCGGUGUAUAAAUGUUUCUUGUCUGUCUGACAAACCUGCUGAUCUCUAGUCAGUCUCUUGUAGACUUGUUAUCUCCCUGUCCUAUCAGCAGCAUCCCAACUGUUCCCCACCUUGCUGACACAUUUGCUCCAUUGAAGACAUUGUUUGAUUUUCAACUGUAUUUGUUUGGUUGCCCUUUGCUUCUCCUGUGCCUUACUAUGAAUUUAGGGCUUUCACAGAAGGAAAGAAAACGGCAUUCGAGUGAUGUGACAUUUUUGGUUGGCAAAGAGCAGCAGGAAGUUUUUGCUCACCGGUGCCUCCUAUCCUCCCGCUGCCCAGCAUUCCAUGCCAUGCUGAGCCACCCACAGGAGAGACAAACGCCACUGAUCCUGAGCCAUGUGCAGCCAGAGGUGUUCCUUGCAGUAAUUGAGUACCUAUAUACAAACAGCAUCACCCUUAAUAACCUCAUUGCCCUGGAGGUUUUGACUUCAUCUGUGGAAUAUGGGCUGGAUGACCUGAGAAAGCUAUGCAUUGAAUUCAUCAAAGAUACACUGAGUGUGGAGCAGGUCUGUGAAGCCUUUCAGGCUGCUGUGGCAUAUGAGCAAGAAGAUUUCCAGAAAUAUUGCCUGGGUUUCAUUGAGAAUUGUACUCAGGAGGUUGUAAAAACACGUGGUUUCUUGGAAUUGUCCGACCUAGCAGUGCAAACUAUGCUGCAGAGCAACUGCUUGACCAUUGAUGAGGCAAAGCUGGUACAAGCUGUUCGCGAAUGGGCUCAUGUUGGAUCUGCUGUGCUGGGCAAGUCUGUGAAGGAUGUAGCAAGGCCAGUGGUGGCAGGGCUGCGUCUGGCUCUGCUGUCACCAAGUGAGCUGACGACUCUGGAGGAGCAGAACAGAAAGGAUCAGAUGAUUCCGGUCUGCUUCGUGAUAAACUCCUCCUUCGUGAGACUCAACUUAUGGCUGGAACACUGGAAAAGAAAGUUUGACCUGGCUAGAAAGAGAGUCACGAGGCACUAUUUACCUAUCCUGCAUGGAGAAGAAGGAUUUUUGAGAUAUCACUGGUGGUGAAAAAAAUCUAUUUAUAAGGACCUUAUGAAGUUGUACUGGUGUGACAAAGACCCAGUAAUUCCUACAGUAUUUGUGAGCUGAUCACAGAAAGUUAGGACUGGGAGUGAAGUGACUUUGGACUGAUAACAAUGCAUUUCUUCCUAUGAAAUGUCUGGUCUGGAUGAAACAUCUGGAAAUAGUGGGAUGGGACUGAAGUUAGUGCUGCCACCACAGGGAAAAGGAAAGCAUAGGCCUAUCAUAAGGAACACUAGGCUAUCAGGAAAUGAAGUAUUGCAGAAAACAGAGGUGUUUGUUAAAAUGCCUGCAUACAUUUACCUGUCAGGCUUAUCACUUCAAAACUGUCACUUCAGUUGUUCCUAUAGAUGACUCAGCAGUGCCACCACCAGCAGAGGCUUACAUUGCAGACAUUCAGGAUACUGCUUUCACAGGUUUGUUAGAAGAUAGGUUUCCUUGCCACUUCUCCUGGAAAGAAAAUCUUAACUACUGCUCAACAUCAUGUUCGGAUUUAUUCAAGUAUUAUGGUUCAAAUAUAUAUGCAUCUCCUUUCUGGGUGGUCAAACGAGAAGGAAGUUGUUUUAUUUUAACCUGAGCCCUAGUUGAGAAUGUCCUUAUCUACUGGCAGGAUCAGCUGUUUACAAUGUAUACGUAUUGUGCUCUGUUUCAUUUUAAAUGGACAAAAAAACCUUCAGAACAACAGUAGCAACAACAGAAAUAAAAGUUAUGUCCUGUUGUGAUUGGGUUCUUUUGAAAACACUGUCAGUUCCUCAGUUUUGGUGGGAAGAAGCGACUGAGACUGAUUUAAAUGGUUUUCAUCUUCAACUUUAUUAACUUGCGGCAUAUAAAUUAUUAGACCAGCAGGGUCAAAACAAGACAAAUCCCGCAACUGGCCAUAACUAGUCCAUGUAGACUUUUCCUCUGUUGGUGUCCCACUCACUGCGGCACAGGGCCGAAGCAUUCGCGGUUGGUGAUCCUGAGCAGGGAUGCGCUCCUCAUCGCGCAAACUGUCCCACAGCAUGGGUGACGCAACCAGUCUCCUUCUUUCGGCGGAGAGUUGUAGACCGGACCGGGACAUAUCACCCUUUCCCCACAACCUUGCCCCCAUGGGAACACUAUCA
Messenger RNA from Pogona vitticeps (central bearded dragon), 2638 nucleotides. The record is from RefSeq and is a predicted model, not a curated record. NCBI's taxonomy places the organism in Eukaryota, Metazoa, Chordata, Lepidosauria, Squamata, Agamidae.